Messenger RNA from Saprolegnia diclina VS20, 848 nucleotides. RefSeq lists its product as hypothetical. The transcript has a single exon. The record is from RefSeq and is a predicted model, not a curated record. NCBI's taxonomy places the organism in Eukaryota, Oomycota, Saprolegniomycetes, Saprolegniales, Saprolegniaceae. Gene Ontology annotation, molecular function: protein binding. The coding region runs from base 455 to 763 and encodes 102 amino acids.
AUCCAACUCUACCUUUCACAAUCGAUAUUGCACGGGACGUUGCCACGCACGUGUGCCAGUCUGCCAGGGCCUCGCCCAUCCACGCAGCACAAGGCCGCGCGCAGCUGCGUGUGUGGGACCCGCAACACCUUAUGAUGGCGGGUCCGUGGUACAUGGUCGUAUCGGGGUACCGCGGCCGCCCUCCUGCCACUACGAGCCCAUGAAUCCAGAGGAUACAAGCGGCCACGCAGGGCGCCACGGGACCUUCCCGCCCCUCGCACACCUUCCCAGUCCCUUUGCACUUGAGAACCAAGACGCCAAAUGGCAAUCGCCGCUGUAGCUGCAGCAGUCGCUUUCCAUCACGCUGGUGAGGCUCGGUCCGCCCAGUAACAGUAUAUCGCGAAAGAUCAUACACUAUUUGAGGAUUCAGCUGCUCACAAUCCACACUUUCGCAAUUCCCAGCAGCAGCAGCAGCAUGGCCGUCGCCCCACCGCGUUGCGUCGGGCGCACCGAAGUGUCGAUCGACAUGGAGAUCGACGAGUUCAGCAACGAGGUCUCGUACGUCUUCCAGUACAAGCAGCCCCACGAGAAGUGGGACGACGCGGUCGCCGUCGUCGCGCCGCAGCCGCGUGCGAUCCUCGACGACCUCAACCCGACGUGCACCUACCACAUCCGCGUGCAGGCGACGACCAAGGCCACGGGCGCGGUCGCCUACAGCGAAGCCGUCGCCGUCGAUACCGAAGUGCCUGGCUGCACGCCGUCCCCAACCUGCACCAUUCUUUGAUCGUAGUAUGCGUCGCAACCAAUACAUAUAUAAGAGUGUCAACCUAUCGUGUCCUAACGACCCAACGACCUUAUGCGAACCACGG